UUGGACCGGUCGAGUUUUAAUUUUGCUUUCAGUUUGUUCUACGUGUUAAAAUCUAGUUUCCACUGACGAAGACACUUGAGGAUCAAGCACAGGAUGAGCCAAUAAACUUUGCGUCUCACACCAGUCUGAAGUAUUUGACAAACCCGGCCGAAUCCGCUUGAUGAAAAGAUGGCAAACCCUGCAAAUAUCAAAAGCUGUAAAGAAUUGGAACAACUGUUGAGUACAUAUGGACAGCAAAUACAGGAGCUGUGUCGUCUUUACAACACAAAAAGUGAAAAAGGCCAAACAAAAACUAUAAAGACUGAGGCAGAACAAAUCCAAAAGCUCUCCGAGGAAACUGAAGAUCAGUCAUUAUAUGUCUCAUCUAUACGCACUACUUUGGAAUCAGGAAUAGAAUUGAUAAAGAGAAUAAUACAGCAUCGGGACAAUGAUUCUGAUGUUGUCCAGCCGUGUUGUUCCCAGAGUACGGCCAGAGAAGGAGAUCUCAGUGAUACCGAAAGACUUGAUGUGAUUCAGCAUGAUCAACAGAUGUUGGAACUCAUUAAAUACCAAACAAAACACCACAGAGAAUCUCCUGCAUUCCUACUGAUGUUUAAUAACUUCAGAAGAGUGUGCCAUACAAUGGGCAUUAAUACAGCAUCAAAAAGACAAUGUCAAACUUGUGCCGGUGUCAAGUUCCAGGACUCAGCUGAAUGGGACCUGAUUAAACCCGUUGUGAUCUCAGAGGAUGCACCGAUGAAGUACAGUCUAAAGCUUAAACCAGGCCAUUAUGAAUGCAGCAGGACUGGUCUCCGUAUUGAAUGCUCCCGGUCUGUUCAGCUUGAGUAUCACAUCUGUGACUGGGAGUGUGUAAGUGAUUUUCUAGAAAUGCAGCAGUUUACACCGUGCGGCCCUUUGAUGGAUAUCGCCAUCAUCUCAGGAAAACUAAAGGCAGUCUAUCUACCCCACUUUCUGUGUUUAGGUGGAUCUCCCAUUAACGACGAAGUGAGGGUUGUUCAUGUUGAAGACAGUGGGAUUUCAUUUGAGAAAUGCACGAUAACUAGAUUCCAUGCCAAACUUCUGAACCACUCCUUCUCCCCGAAAGGUCUUCUUUUGAGGAGUGGCUUCUCUGUGAAUUAUCACUGCGAAACAUUUAUAUAUGAAACUCAGAAAUCAUUCCUGACACUUCAUGUGUACUUGAUUCCAAGUGAGAAAAAAAUGAUAGAGGCUGUUGAAAACAAUGAGAUUAAAAGCAAGACAAGACUCAUCUCAAAGCCAGGGCCUGUAUCCUCGCUUCAGACAAAGACUUGGUAUUCACUGAGGACGCUGGAUGAAAAUAAGGAAUCUGAGUGCAAAUUUGAAGUUCAACCCAAACAGUUAGAGCUCAAGUACAAACCCGUAAAACCAGACUUCUUUGAAGUAUUCAUUGAUACACCAAAGGACUUUCACCUUCAGCUGAUGCCAGAACAUCACGGUGAAGGUGUAUGGGAUGCCAAAAUACGUCAAGAUGAUUACAGCCAGAGAGUUUCUUCAGUGGGUAUGUGCAGUGUGCAGUGCUUCAUUAUGCAUUGA
Messenger RNA from Sinocyclocheilus grahami, 1551 nucleotides. RefSeq names its product NACHT, LRR and PYD domains-containing protein 1a-like. NCBI's taxonomy places the organism in Eukaryota, Metazoa, Chordata, Actinopteri, Cypriniformes, Cyprinidae. The record is from RefSeq and is a predicted model, not a curated record. The coding region runs from base 169 to 1551 and encodes 460 amino acids. The transcript has 13 exons.